This is a messenger RNA of Darwinula stevensoni, 1189 nucleotides long. NCBI's taxonomy places the organism in Eukaryota, Metazoa, Arthropoda, Ostracoda, Podocopida, Darwinulidae. The record is from the annotation of a GenBank genome assembly.
AUGAUGAUCGUGGAAUAUUGUCCCUUUGGGAGUCUGGAUAAGUAUCUGAGGGCAAAUAAAGAUUACUUCAUCUGUCAGAAAGACCCUUACGUAAAUAAAAUCUACGACAACAUCGGGAAACAGGUGCUCCUCACCGAAGAUUCACGUUCCAAUGAUACUGCAAUGGAAGCAAAGAAAGAUGGAACUCUAGGCAAUGAACCAGUUCUGAAGGAUGUUGUGGCUGCAACCCUGGUGACUGGCUCUGGUGGGACCAACAGUGGAUUACAGGUGGAUUCUGCUGUCUCUGACACGAGGAUUCCUGCUUCUCCAAACAGGAGGGUGAAUGAUUGGAGAAAUCCUCUGCUGGCUGAGAACGCCCUUCGGAAGUCCUCAGAGGGAAGCAUACUCUCGAGACGAUUCACGACUGGCAAUCUCGUCUUGUGGGCGUACCAGAUAGCUCAAGGCAUGGAAUACUUGGGCUGCCGAAAGGUGGUUCAUAGGGACCUUGCUGCAAGGAACAUUUUACUAGCUGAAGAAAACAUUGUGAAAAUUUGUGACUUUGGCCUUGCCAGAGACAUCCACAGGGACAAUCAGUACGUCAUGAAAGGGGAUGGUCCAUUACCGAUAAAAUGGAUGGCAUUGGAGUCCCUCACAGGGAACAUGGUUUCCACUAGCCAAUCGGAUGUUUGGGCGUAUGGUAUAACACUUUGGGAAAUGUUCAGCCUUGGGAUGACCCCCUACCCUGGGAUAAGUGGCCAGGAUCUCGUCCAGCGUCUCAAGGAUGGCUAUCGCUUGGAUGCUCCUCAAUUCGCCAACGAUCAUAUCUACCAGAUCAUGAAAAAGUGUUGGGUUGCGGACCCCAACAACCGGCCGACUUUCCCCACGUUGAGCGCAUGGUUCGGCGAGAUGCUGCAGGAGUCUGAGCGUCUGCACUACCUUGAAAUGAACAAGCCGUACGAGGAAAGAAACGUAGAGUAUUUUCGCACCAAGACGGACUAUCUUCAGAUGAUACCAGUUGAAACGGAUGAUGGAUACGUUCGACCCUUGAAAUGCCAGGAUGCAUACAUGGAAAUAUAUAAUUCCAACUUCACAUACAUAUGUGAACUCUGAGAUUUCUCAGCCCAAGAUCCACUACCUCCCGAUGACUUCAACGAAAUUACAAGCUGACCUCCAGGAAACCAAGGUACCACGAAUCCAAAAAGAAAUUCCA